Histoplasma mississippiense is the source of this 1152-nucleotide messenger RNA. RefSeq lists its product with no specific name. The coding region runs from base 1 to 1152 and encodes 383 amino acids. NCBI's taxonomy places the organism in Eukaryota, Fungi, Ascomycota, Eurotiomycetes, Onygenales, Ajellomycetaceae. The transcript has 3 exons. The record is from RefSeq and is a predicted model, not a curated record.
AUGUUCAUUUUGCAAACCCUUUCCGCAGUAGCAAGUAGACUGAAGGCAUCCGACCAUAUCCGAGCUAGUUCCACGGCUGACAAAAUAAAAACUCGAAUAACCCGCUUAUCAUCCCGGAGCUGGCGCACCCAAAGGCCUUCGAAUCGCAAGGCAGCUGCGGAAUUGGUGUAUGAAGCCACCUCACCUGGCGCUUCACAUUGCCCCUCAAACCCGCUUACUUCAUCGGACAUUUUCAGAUAUGCAAAUGAUUCAUCCUCUGAAUUUUUGACUCAAGUAUACGAAGUCUCUAACAUUGCGGAAGAGGUUUCCAUCACAGACGACCCCUCUUCUCCCGUUGAGCAAGAGCAUGCGAGUGAGAUCGCAGCAUUAAUAGGCGAGAAUGCAAAACUAAGAGCUGUUGUCGACGAGAGAGACAAGUGCAUGGAGCAGCUGGAAAGUGCUCGCGAAGAUAUAGCUAACUUGGAACUUUCCGGCAAUGCCUGGCGUGAGAGGUUCUUUACUAAACUUGAGGAGGCUAAUCAACUGCGACUGGAGAAGUAUAAUAACUUUGAAAUUGCUGUCAAAAAUCACCGAAACGCUCAGCUCGAAGAGAUGCGGCAGGCAAUGGGAACUUAUGAAUCCCAACUUACGAAAGUGAGAGAAGAGCUCAAGUCCCGUUGCCAGGAGAUUGGCCUUCUGCGUGAGGAGAACAAAGGCAUGGAGGAGAGCUCCUUGAAACAGUUCCAGGAGUAUCACGAUCUGGCGCAAGAUAAAGAGGAAUUACAAAAACGAUACAAGCACCUCAAGGUGCAGGUUAAGGAUAAUAGAAUCGACAGGCUCAGGUUGAUGGAGAAGAUAGAACAGCUGGAGGCUACUGAAUCGGAAUUAGCUGCUAGAUUGACUGCGGCUGAGAUUUCCACACGCGAACAUGCCGAGCGGGAAGAGAAACUUGAACGCCGCCUCUUCGCCAACAAGAACUUGCAUGCUGAAUAUAAUGAGUGUGUCGAUGAACUUCUUAACUUACGGGAAGAACUCCGACUAAAAGACAAAUUUAUCAAGCGCCAGAAGAUUUGCGGACAAAUCAUCGUCACGGCGCUCAUCACUUUAGCCAGCCAUAAUAUAAAAUCGCUUGAACUACAACUUCCAGAGCUCGUGAUGGAAACACUCGAUUGA